Molecule: messenger RNA, 672 nt
Organism: Brassica oleracea var. oleracea
Lineage: Eukaryota; Viridiplantae; Streptophyta; Magnoliopsida; Brassicales; Brassicaceae
Product: protein GLUTAMINE DUMPER 2
Exons: 1
Coding region: 81-497 (138 amino acids)
Biological process (GO): regulation of amino acid export
Source: RefSeq, a predicted model, not a curated record
AUUUCUCCCACACCACUUUAUUACUUAAAUCUAAAAAAACAAAAAAAAAAACAUUUCAUUUGUUCACUUUGAGAAUACACAUGCAGACAAUGGAAGGAAGACAAUAUUACCAAAACCAUGAAGGAAGCAAUCAUAGCUCUUCCAUGGUAGUGCCACACUCGCCGUGGCACUCUCCGGUUCCUUAUCUCUUCGGUGGUUUGGCCGCCAUGCUGGCCCUCAUCGCCUUCUCUCUUCUCAUUCUCGCUUGUUCCUACUGGCGACUCACUGGCUCGGCUGAGAGAGAUCUCGAGGCCGGAGAUGAUGCCAAACCCGAAGGGAACACUCACAAGACCAAGACCACAGAGUUGCCAGAGAAGUUUCUCGUCAUCAUGGCAGGAGACGUCAAACCCACGUACCUGGCUACGCCGGCGAACCGGUCUGAGCAAAGCUGUACUUGUGGUGACCAUAAGGAAGAGGCUGGUAGUAAUCAGGUGUUGCGGCAGAGCACCGGAACUUGAAAACAGAGCAAUCAUUACGCGGACGUUAGAGGAGCGGAUGGGAUAAAACUGGUUUUAUUUCAUUAUUUUUGUCUGAUUAAAACGAUGUUUAUUCAUCAUUCGUGUGGUUUUACUUCUUUUUAAUCUUUGCUUUAUAGUACAUUUUAUGAGAACUUGAAUAGAUGAUUAGUAACUA